Messenger RNA from Helobdella robusta, 1719 nucleotides. RefSeq lists its product as hypothetical. The record is from RefSeq and is a predicted model, not a curated record. Bases 1 to 1719 code for a protein of 572 amino acids. Gene Ontology annotation, molecular function: protein binding. NCBI's taxonomy places the organism in Eukaryota, Metazoa, Annelida, Clitellata, Rhynchobdellida, Glossiphoniidae. The transcript has 6 exons.
AUGAAAAAAUACGUGUCAGCCAAGUACCAGCACAAGGUUCUUCGAAAUUUAUACAAAAAUUUCGAAAAUGGAAGUUUUUGUGAUCUAACCAUAGUUUGCAAAGACGCUUCCUUCAAAGUGCACAAACUUGUUUUGGCAUCUAGCUGCGAUUUUUUUAGCUCAAUGUUUCAGUUUAAUUUCAAUGAAAAUAAAAGCAACACAAUUGAUCUGUCACACUCCAAAGCGAGCAUCAUCAGAGCUGUGAUCAAAUUCGUUUACACUGGGAGUGUGAAAUUAACAGAAGACAAUGUUCAAGAUCUCUUAAUAGUGGCUGAUCAAUAUGGUUUGUCUGAUUUAUUUAAGAUCUGUACCAAAUUUUUGGAGAAAAAUAUAUAUGCUUCUAAUGUUAUUGGCAUGCACAUGUUAGCAGAACAGUUGAAUUGUAUAAACUUGAAGAAUCAUUCAUUCAAAUACAUGAAGAACAAUUUUAGUGAUGUUGUUAAAUCUGAUGAAUUCUUAUCUAUGCCACUCAAUCUCUUCAUCAACUAUAUUUCAGCUCCAGAUCUCUCUAUAUGUACUGAAAUUGAGGUAUUUGAGGCAGGGUUGGCCUGGAUAUGUCAUGACUUGAAAGAGAGAGAAUCCAGUGCUGAAGAAGUGAUGAAAACAAUGAGAAUUUCUGUUUUACCAUAUCCAGUUGUGAACGACAAACUUCAGUUUUGUUCAUCAAUAAUUGUGAAGAAUUAUUUGGGCAAAGUUAUUUCUGAAAUGCUGAAUGGUGAUUAUGGCAAAUCUAUAUGCAGAUCUAACAGAUUAAUGAUUGAAUGUCCCAUAAAUCGUUUGAGUGCCUCUCCGAGAAUUUAUUUUAUGGAGUUGAUCUACUCACCUAUCAGAUGUAAUAGAUCAUCAUCAAUGAUGUAUUACGAUGUUAGACGAAAUGAAAUGAAAACCAUUCCUUUAAUAAAACAGCAAUCAGAUGACACAGAGCAGUUGAUAGCUGCUGUUGAUAGGAGGAUAUACUUUUUUGGUGGAUUCGGUAAUUUGAAAACAAUUGAAAUGCUGGAUACGUAUGAAAAUCAGCACAAAACACUUGGACCAUGGCCUCGCAGACGAUCUUUUGGUGCUGCAUGUUCUGUUGGCAAUGAAAUCUACCUGAUUGGUGGCUUACAUGAGACUGACAACUUCCACUCUGAUAUUGACAUCUUCAACACAUGGACAAAAAAAUGGCGGGUGUUACCAUUUCCUAGGGAGUAUACCUCUACUCAACACCUAGGGGUCGUUUAUUGGAAAGUGUUUAUUGAAAUUAAAGGCUUGAUCUAUAUAAUUGGUGGAGAAAAUGGGGAACAGGAAGCCGUGAGUCAGUGCCUCAUCUUCAACCCAAUUACAGAAAAGUUUGAUGACAUGCCUAACUUGCUGACUCCAAGAUCUAGGUUUGGAAUCAGCUGUUACAAGGAUCACAUCUACGUUGCUGGUGGGUUUGAUCACGACUCGAACAUACUCUGCACUAUUGAAAGAUACUUCAUAGAACGGGGCCAUUGGGAAAAAGUAAACUCUCUGAAUGUAUCAAGAUAUAUGCCAACAAUGGUGACAGUCUUAGAUAAGUUGUACAUUCUUGGUGGAAACACAAGCUUAUCUUACUCAAGUUCUGCUAUCUUUGAAGUUUAUGAUCCACAGAAGAAUAAAUGCUCUAAAAUAGAGCCACUCUUACCACUCCUAAUGCAUCCAUGUGCCAUUGCCAUCUGA